Molecule: messenger RNA, 1053 nt
Organism: Knipowitschia caucasica
Lineage: Eukaryota; Metazoa; Chordata; Actinopteri; Gobiiformes; Gobiidae
Source: the annotation of a GenBank genome assembly
AUGGCUGCGCUGACUAUUCAAAGAACCGACAACUUUUUGCACACAUUUUUACAGGACAGGACGCCCAGCUCCUCUCCUGAAGGAGCACCCAACGCCUUGUCGUUCCUGGCCACCACGUGCAGCCAGGCCUGGCAGGUCGGAGGCACCAUGGGCUCAGAGGGGUCUCAGUUCCCCUACGAUGGAGCAGUCAGUUCCACCUCAGGGAUGUUCCAGCUGUGGAGCAACGACAUGACGCCCGCCUCAGCCCUCGGGACACACUUCACUGUUCCCAAAGUUCAGUUUCCUGGGCACAUGCAGAGCAGCCUCCAUCACCACCACCCACACCACCACCAUCACCACGAACUGCCCCUCACCCCUCCAGCAGAGCCCUCGUCCUAUUCCUUUGAGCUGUCCCCAGUAAAGAGUAACGCUUCUUACUAUUCUCAACACAACACUGUGUCCCAGAACUUUCCCAGCUUCCUGCAGAACCCCUCGGGACGCCACCAUCUCCCGGGGGGACAUGUAGAGGAGGCUCAGCAGUGGUGGAGCCUGCCUCAAAGCAACACCUCUGCCUCCAAUCACCCCUUCACCCUGAGUAGGCAGCUUGUCCUGGGACACCAGCCUCAGAUUGCAGCUUUACUACAGGGAACUUCCAAAGGGUUACUGAGCUCCACUCGCCGCUGCCGGAGAUGCAAGUGUCCCAACUGUCAGACUAACGGUGGGGGGUUGGAGUUUGGGAAGAAGAGACUGCACAUCUGUCACAUCCCUGAGUGUGGAAAAGUGUACAAGAAGACUUCCCACCUAAAGGCACACCUGCGCUGGCAUGCCGGGGAGCGACCUUUCAUCUGUAACUGGCUUUUCUGCGGAAAGAGCUUCACGCGCUCAGACGAACUGCAGCGGCACCUGCGGACACACACCGGGGAGAAGCGCUUUGGCUGCCAGCAGUGUGGGAAGAGGUUCAUGAGGAGUGACCAUCUCUCCAAACACGUCAAGACCCACCAGAGCAGAAAGAGCCGCUCCGGACCCCCGUCACAGAGCACAGACUCUCUGAUAAGCAACAUCAAGAGAGAGUGA